Stegastes partitus (bicolor damselfish) is the source of this 3997-nucleotide messenger RNA. RefSeq names its product ALG10 alpha-1,2-mannosyltransferase (gene alg10). Lineage: Eukaryota; Metazoa; Chordata; Actinopteri; Pomacentridae. Gene Ontology annotation, cellular component: endoplasmic reticulum. The coding region runs from base 191 to 1615 and encodes 474 amino acids. The transcript has 3 exons. Gene Ontology annotation, molecular function: dolichyl pyrophosphate Glc2Man9GlcNAc2 alpha-1,2-glucosyltransferase activity. Gene Ontology annotation, biological process: protein N-linked glycosylation; dolichol-linked oligosaccharide biosynthetic process. The record is from RefSeq and is a predicted model, not a curated record.
UCAAAACUCUUCCGUUUAGCUACACUGAACAGAUAACAGCCAGUUUCUCUCUGAAUUCAAACAGUUUGAUCGCUUAAAUGCGGGAAUUUAAUCGCUAUGCGUGAUACACACCCGCACGACAGCUAGUUUUGGGACUGAAUUCACUUGACGUCGGUGUUUUUUUUGUUUUGUUUUUGUUUCCUCGUCAAACAUGGAGAAAUUUGAAGGCUACAUCUUCACUGCUCUCUGCAGCACCAACUUCUUGGUAUCCUGCCUGCUGUUCUCCAAAGUUACCCGGGAGCAGAGGGAACCGUACAUGGACGAGAUUUUUCACGUCCCCCAGGCUCAGAAGUACUGCCACGGGAAGUUCAACGAGUGGGACCCGAUGAUCACCACGCUGCCAGGCCUUUACCUCGCCUCCGUGGGAGUCAUCAAGCCUGUGGUGUGGCUCGCUGACCUGACCGGCGAGGUGGUGUGUUCCACGGCCAUGCUGCGCUUCAUCAACCUGCUGUUCAACUGCGGCAACCUUUACCUGAUCUACCUGCUCAUCUGCAAGCUGCACCUCAGGGAGAAGAAUCGAACAACGUCACGUCGAGUCCUCUCAGCGUUGUCUCUCUCCACCUUCCCUGUGCUCUACUUCUUCAACUUCCUCUACUACACCGACGCCGGAUCUACUUUCUUCAUCCUCUUCACCUACCUCAUGACGCUCUACGGCUGCCACAAGGCCGCUGCGCUCCUCGGCGUCUGCUCCGUGCUCUUCCGCCAGACCAACAUCAUCUGGGUGGCGUUCUGCGCCGGCACCCUGGUGGCCGCCAAGAUGGACGAGGCCUGGAGGGUGGAGCACUCGAAAAAGAGGGAUGAGAAGUCUCCGCCGUCGCAGGUUCCUCUGUCGCUUAGUGGAGCCAAGAAGAUCAUCCUUUUCACCCUGGAGUUCCUCACCUCUCCAAAUCACGUGAAGGCCGUGCUGCUGGUGGCGUGGCCUUACGCAGCGGUGGGCGUUGGUUUCCUGGCGUUCGUGUUGCUGAAUGAUGGGAUCGUGGUCGGCGACAGGACGAGCCACGAGGCCUGCCUGAACUUCCCACAGCUCUUUUAUUUCUUCUGCUUCUCCCUGUUCUUCUCCCUCCCCGUCUCGCUGUGUUACCACCGCGUCCUCCGCUUCCUGCAGGCUAUGAAGAAGCAACCUGUCUUCUUCCUCUUCGUCACCGGCGUCUCUUUGCUCCUGAUUUGGAAGUUCACCUUCGUGCACAAGUACCUGCUGGCAGACAACCGCCACUUCCCCUUCUACGUGUGGAAAAAACUCUUCCAGAGGCACGAGCUGGUGCGCUUCCUCCUCGUCCCGGCGUACGUCUUCGCCGGGUGGAACUUCCUGGACUCCUUCAAGUCGCGCUCGCUCUUCUGGAGCUUGGCCUUCCUGGCGUGCCUCCUGGCCGCCACGGUCCCCCAGAAGCUCCUGGAGUUCAGGUACUUCAUCGUUCCGUACCUGAUGUACCGCCUCCACAUGCCUCUGCCCUCGCUUCCCAGACUCGUUGUGGAGUUCCUGCUGUACACGGCCGUGAACGCUGCCACUAUUUACAUCUUCAUCACCAAGACCUUCCGCUGGCCGGACAGCACAGCUACGCAAAGGUUCAUGUGGUGAAGAAGAGAGGAUUGUGUUUUUUUGAUAAGGAUUUUCUCUUUACUCCGACAACAAAGCAAAGCCUGUGUUACAUCAAACAAAAAUGGCACUUCGGAGUAUUUUCAUUGUUUGGUUUGGUGUAUUAUAGAGGAAUUAGGGGUCGACCAAUCGUCUGAUCCGAUAUUAUCCCCAAUACUUGCCAAUUUAUUCGAGCCAGAAACUGUAAAAACAAAGAGAAUCAUUAGAUUUUGAACUUUCCAAUUGACCUUGAUUGUCGUAUCUGUGAAGCACCAUUCCAUUGUAAAAAUAACCAAAAAAGAAAAAUAAAUCUGUGUUCCUCAGUGCAACCAUGAAGCCAUCAGUGACUCAGUUGUGACCAACAGUCAUGAGACUAAAAGAAAUCAGGGACUUUAAGCUGAAAAGGGUUGAACUGCAGGCAGUGUUUACACAGAGCAGAUAGAAAACAAGAGUGGAAACAAAUACAAAUGUAGAAAUUGAAACAUCUAAAGUAUGUGGCGUGUCCAUUUUUUCCUGUAAUGGUACCACCUGUGGGCACUUGGGCGGUGUUGUUAAUGCAGUUUUUUUUUUUUUGCACAAUAACUAAUCAAAGAUAUUCGACUUCAAUUUUCUAUUUUUUCAAGAUUUAUAGCAUUAUACACAGAAUAAGACUUCUGUUUCUGAGUUCUCUCCACUUCUAGCCAUGCCUGUGCUGUUUCAGUAGAGGUGCAGGACUUUAUAUUGCAGCGAAAAAUGAGCCCACAGUGAGUAAAAACUGUCGGAUUGGUUAAACACCACGAUAGGAUACCAACACUGAACGAUAAUAGAAGAGGAAGAAGAAGAAAUAGAUGCUGGUGCAAGUUUGUGUUGAAUUAAAAAUACGUACAACAUAUAAACAAUGGUAUUUAAACUAAGUUUGUGUUAUUCGAAGGUUUCAUUCUAACCACAGAUGUACAUCAGCUGCUCAAAUUAUUAGUCGCUCUCCUUGAGUACUCAUAAUCGGUAUCAGCGACAAAACACCACAUUGGUCGACCCCGAAUAGAGAUGAAGGUAAUUUCUACUGGGGGUCAGUUCAUGUUUCAAAUACAGAAAUGAAAAACUUGAGAUGCUAAUGUUUUUUUUUAGGGUUGAAUUCAGUUUUUCACUGACAAACUCUAUGAACCCUGAACAAGUCCUGCCUGUUACCGUGAAUCAGUUUAGAACUACAAGAAAACGACGAGAAUAGUAAUUUAAACGCCCUAAAAACUCAUGUCUGUGUGUUAUAGUCGCAUAUUUAGAUUGUUUUUUUCCCGUUAAAAUAAGAACCUUCCUGCCUUAAACUGGCUUAAAUGGACAUUUUUUAACACCGUUGCUUCCUUUUGUAUGAUUUCCGAAGUCCCCGCCUCUUUGUACAAUCGCCCCGCCUCGCUAACUGCAGCUCAGCACACCAGCUCACCUUCGAUUCUGCUCUGUAAAACUAGUCUGUGCUACACAAUGGAAAGUUGAAUUAUUGGAAGAAUUGAGGGGAACUUGUUCGAACAGGAGACCAAUUCUGCAGAAGGGUUUGUUUUUUUUAGCUUCUAUAAAAUACUGUAUGUAUAUAAAAAUAUACAUGUGUACUACAUUUUCACUGGAGGGGGGUCUUAAGUAGAAAGUCUUGUAAAAUCAUUGGUCUCAAUCAUUUGUUUCAAAGAGAAUUUACUGUAUAUAAAAGUUGUUUCUACCUAAACUGUGUAAUUUUGACAUUUUCUGUGAAUCGAGAAAAUCGUGUUUGAGUUUUCUUAUGGAUUCUUUUUUUCUUACUAUAAAAGUACAAAGUCCUGCGGAUCACAUUGUGGAGAUACAACUGCUCACACAAGCUGUAAAUAUGAUGACAGAGACCAAACUAGCCAUAUCGCUCAGAGUUCUACUGUAUGAUGAAGCUGAGGGACGACUCAAGUUUUGGAUUUUUUUUUUUUGCCAGUGAAGAACACUGAUGGACACAUUUAACUCUGACGGGACCAUUUAAAGAUCUGUUUCGCGUUUCUACCUUGAUUUGUACUUUGACGAAGCCAUACGGAUCCACUGGAGGAGAUUUGUCUUGUGAAGUUUAUUUUUUGUACUUUGUGAUGCCUUCUGUAUUUCCCCUUAUCUGUAUGCUUGUAUUUUUUGGUUGUUUUUUUCCUGCGCAGAUGCUUAAGAUUUAAUUAUGCAGCAGAUCUGAACCCAGACAAAACCUGGUUGCAUUGGUUUGUGAGUUUAAGUGAUGAAAUUGAGCAAACUUUUUUUGGGAGUUUAUAAUUUCAGACUUCCUGUUUUCACAUCAAAUACGUCUGAAUUCUGUCCAGUUCUGUUGCUGUGUUUACCUCUGUGGUCUUGUGUUCCACCCAGCUGUAUGUUUACUGCUUCCAUGUUGACACAACCUUGGAAUAAAAUGUCUUCAAUUGA